AGGAAUGUCAUUACUGGACAUAAAUAAUACUAAUAGUCUAGACUGCAUGUGUGACCUGAAGACAGCGAAUUUGACAUGAAUCGGAUCUGUGACAGCAGUACCAUUUACCAAACACCAACCAAAUACCAAUAUGACUGACAUCAAAGUAGGAAUCAACGGGUUUGGCCGUAUUGGCCGCCUUGUGCUGCGUGCUGCCCUGAGCAAGAAAGUCAGCGUUGUGGCCAUCAACGAUCCCUUCAUUGAUCUUGAGUAUAUGGUGUACAUGCUGAAGUACGAUUCCACUCACAAUCAAUGCCCCUACACUGUUGAAUGUGAUGUUGACAACAAAAAACUUGUCGUCGAUGGAAAAAAGAUCUCUGUCUUCAUGGAGCGUGAUCCCUCUAAGAUUGCCUGGGGGACUGCUGGUGCUGAAUAUGUUGUGGAAUCUACAGGGGUCUUCACAACAUUAGAGAAGGCUAAUGCUCAUAUUACCGGAGGUGCCAAGAAGGUUAUCAUUUCUGCUCCGUCAGCUGAUGCCCCCAUGUUUGUCAUGGGAGUCAACCACAAAAAAUACGACAAUAGCAUGAAUAUUGUAAGCAAUGCUUCCUGUACCACCAACUGCUUGGCUCCCCUGGCUAAGGUGAUCAAUGAUAAGUUUGGUAUUGUGGAGGGUUUGAUGACCACAGUCCAUGCAAUUACUGCCACACAGAAAACAGUGGAUGGGCCAAGUGCCAAGGAUUGGCGUAGUGGCCGUGGAGCUUUCCAGAAUAUCAUUCCAUCCUCCACUGGUGCUGCUAAGGCUGUAGGCAAGGUCAUCCCAGAACUCAAUGGAAAAUUAACUGGUAUGGCUUUCCGUGUGCCUGUCCCUGAUGUGUCUGUUGUCGACUUGACCUGCCGAAUAGAAAAAGGGGCUAGCUACGAUACCAUCAAAGCUGCCAUCAAGGAGGCAUCAGAGAAUGACUUGAAAGGGUUCCUUGGUUACACAGAGGAUAAAGUGGUAUCUCAAGACUUCUGUGGAGACGCAAGAAGCAGCAUCUUUGAUGCUGGUGCUGGCAUCGCCCUGAAUGAUAACUUCGUCAAAUUAAUCUCUUGGUAUGACAACGAGUUUGGAUACAGUUGCCGUGUUGUUGAUCUGAUCCAGCACAUGCACAGUGCUAAAUAAAAACAAAAAAUUGGUGCUGGUCAAAGAUAUGAACACACAUUAAAUAGAAACAACUUUAGCAGGUCAAUCACUUCAGGAUUUGCAACAUUCGCCCCACAUCAUUCCCCCCAAAACUGUAUAUUAUCUGGUGUAUUUUUUUACUAAUUUGCCCAGAAAUCCAGCUAAGUUAUUUUGUAGCACUGUCCCAUAUUGUAUUUUAAUCUCAUGUUAAACCUUUCUAGCUUGCUUGCUGAAGAGAUACAAAAAGUAUAGUUUAUUCCAUCGAGACAUUUUCUUUUUUGAACUAGGACACUGUAUCUGUUUGCGAUAUUCAAAUACAUUAUAUCUCCCUCUUUUACUAAAAGUGCUAGAUGAAAAGUGCUAAUUAUUUUGUAUUAGUGUCAUGUUUUUGAGAUUAUGUAUUUAACAUAGUGGUAUACACACCAGGAUAUAAAUGUAAGGGCUACUUUGUUAGUUCUGUGCCCUGAUAUACUUUGGUGUGUAUUUGUGUUGGAAAUAAAAUGGUCUGUCACGGU
This is a messenger RNA of Mizuhopecten yessoensis (Yesso scallop), 1656 nucleotides long. RefSeq names its product glyceraldehyde-3-phosphate dehydrogenase-like. The record is from RefSeq and is a predicted model, not a curated record. The coding region runs from base 131 to 1141 and encodes 336 amino acids. The transcript has 10 exons. Gene Ontology annotation, molecular function: oxidoreductase activity, acting on the aldehyde or oxo group of donors, NAD or NADP as acceptor; NADP binding; NAD binding. Gene Ontology annotation, biological process: glucose metabolic process. Lineage: Eukaryota; Metazoa; Mollusca; Bivalvia; Pectinida; Pectinidae.